AUGGGGAUGCAUCUGCACUGCAGCCGUUUCUAUGCAAAGCAUCUGCCGAGCGGCGCGGACUGGAAUAAAUAUAAUCCGGCCAACGACAAUAAACGUCGCCGCCAGACCACGACCAGAUCACCCCGACGACGUGCCCGAACCCAGAUGCGCACCGCCAGCGAUGAUAUGAUCGACGCCGACCAUCCUCUCGACGGCGCUGGCUCUGGCUCUGGCAUUGGCUCUGCCUCUGGCUCUGCCUCUGGCUCUCGCCGCCACAUCGAUUUGCGCCAUCCGGUGCCAGAUCUGCAGACUUUGCGGGGCGCAUAUACGGGCAACAUCCAGCAGCUGGAGAAGACGGCUGAGCGUCUGAGCAUGACCUCCUCCAUCGACGACGCCAUCCGCGAGCUGCACGACCAGCAGAAGCGCUCCGACAGCCGUAGAUCCUCGUUGGUCUCUUCACACGGUGUGCAUGCCCUGACGAGUAAAGUCUCGAAUGCCUCGUCCAUCGUCGAGGUCAAAUCGGCAGCUCGGUCUGGUGGCUACUCUCCGGCUGGCUUCAUGAUGUCUCCCAAGGGCUCCUUUACCGCAGGUACGCGAGCCCGGUCGGCAUCUAAAAGUUCGAGGUACGGAAAUAGACCGGAGCCCGACUUGGAGGGUCGUCCCCUCGAGUCCUUUGUCAACAUGUCGUUCUCCAAUUUCUCCUUGACCGGCCCCCCGGAACACCUCCAAGGAACCAGUUCGAUUGCUGAGCAGGACGAGCACUCAUCAACACUCACUCGGCCGGUGGUAGACCAAAUUGGGAGCUCAGACAUGCAUGCUAUCUCAUCGACGAAAGCAAUCGCCUUGGACGACCGACCGACCACCUCGGCCUCGAUGAACUCAUUCGAUCAGGCGAAUAUUUGGGAGGAUUUUGAUGGCAUACACACCGAGGUUACACCCGAGGGGAACCCUCAUACCCCAUAUUACGAAGCAGCAUUCACGGGAGCCGCCCAUGCGCACCCCUUAUCAAGGAGCCCAUCGAGAACGCCAGAUCCUCAGCCUAAACGGGUUUCUCAACAUGGCUCCAUACAUGGGUCUAUAGGCUCUGGCUAUGAAUCUGUUUACUCCGACGACAUGGUCCAACGCAGGGUUUCAGUGGGUAACAGACUAUCCACCUACUCGGAUGACAACGCACAGCGGAAUAUCUCGGCGGGCAACAUGAUUUCCACUCCUUCGAACCGUAGGCCGCAAUCUUACAUGGAUCCUGCUACCGGACAAGAUAUGGUCUACUAUCCCGCGCCUGUACCGAUGAUGCUCAACCUACCCCAGAAACUUUCCAAAAAUCCUUCGUCUACGGCAAGGAAUAAGAUGAGAUCCCAAGUCAUGAGCAGCAUACCAGCUGCUGCUCGACCAUCUGGGGUUUGGCUUCCAGAUUUGUUGGAGAAUGAAGAACACAGCGAAAUGCGGGUGGAUGAUGAGAUCCAGCAUCAAGAAUACACGGCCCAGCAUCAAAGGGCGAGCAUGGGUGGACGGUGGCUCGCCAAGACCCUUAUGCACAUGCCUCCUCAAUUACGAGCCAGCACUUUCUUCGAUUUACUCUGUCCUAACCAGAUGGUAGAGCUGAAGGACAACUCUGCCGUGGCAACACUUGAUAGCAUACUCGACGCAUCCGCACAUGCGCCAGUGAAUGCGUUUACCGAUCAUGCAUUUGCAGGCCCAGUCGGUGCUGAAGUGUAUGGCCAGACACAGCAGCAUACCUCUCGAGGUGCCAGUCAACUACUAGAGUCUCAAAGGAGACGGACCAGUUCCUUCAACAUUCUGCGCGGUAAGCGGGCGAGCAGCAGCGAGGUACCCCUGCAAGGGGGCGAAAGAAAGAGAGCGUCUACUAUGGAUGGGGUUGUUGAGAGCGCGAUCAGAAUGCCGCUGGAUGAUGAGGACGACGAGGACAAUGUAAAGGAUACAACACCUCUAAAUCAAUCCGAUGCUGGUGACCGUUUGCACGAGGCGAGUGGUGAACUCGGUGAUGAAGAGUCUGGCGGGAAAGAUGACGACAAGGACUCGGAUCAGGGCCAACUCGAUGAUGAGGUAUAUCACGGCGCUCCUACGACUCUCCUUGCCGAGUUACAACUACGGAAACAACAACAAAAGCUACGAACCAGGCCUUUGGCGCAAGCAUAUCCGAACGGAAUGCACUCGACACUGCUUGAGCUUGACGCCGUCGCACAAGUUGAACAGAACACACGAAAGACCAGGAGGAUCAAUCUGGCAUGGGAGGAUCCCAAUGUCCAAGUGCCAGAUGGGGCUGGGGAUAGCGAUGAUGAUGUUCCGUUGGGCGUAUUGUUCUCCAAGAAGUCCAAGAUGGACCUGAAUCGGCCCAUGGGCCUCAUGGAACGCCGGGAUUUGGAGGACAACGAGCCUCUUAGCCAAAGACGGAAUCGGCUGCAAGGUCGCCCUAACAUGCCUCGUUCUGCCACCAUGGUUCACGUGGCCGGGCCCGUACCUCCCAACGAAGAAGCCCUACCUGCCGCUCGACCCGUUAGCGGCGACUUUGCAUCCGAGAUGAUGUCUCAGUUUGGCGGCGACGCGGUGAAUACCGAUAAAGGGAAAGGGAAAGAAGUCGCCCCGCCAUCAGAGGAAGAGGAGACGCUGGGUCAGAGGCGGAAACGCCUGCAGGCCGAACGUGAGGCCCGCGCCCGGGAAGUCGGUACGCCCGGUGAGGUGCCGCAAAGGCCUCUGAUGCAGCCCAAACGCAGUAUGGCCGACCUUCUCUCUGCGCAUCCGAGUGCGGGAGCAGCUGAGCGCGUGGUUAGCUACCAGCGCCCUGUGGGUGGUCUGUUGGGUAUGCAUGAGAAGAGCAGUCAGCAUCGCUCGCACACUAUGCUGAACCUUACUACGCCCAACUUUUCCUCUGCCAAUCCCGGAGCUCCGGCUCAUCUAGCCCAACGGGGCUCCUCAGGCGGCUACAAGGCUGGCCAAUUCAACGACGGGAGAGGCGGCGGUAUCGUGUCGUCUCAGCAGCAACAGCAGCAGCAAGUGCCGUACCACAUGUACGGCGGUAAUGGCAUGUUUCCGCAAUCUACUUUUGGCGGGUAUGGCCAGUUCCAGCAGCCUGGAUACAGCAAUCAGAUGAUGAUGCCAUUUGCGAACCCAUAUGCGAUGCCUAUGAAUAUGGGUGUGGGCGGGUAUAACCCGAACGCGAUGCCGAUGGGCUACAAUCCUAAUCUUGGAAUGGGGAUGCAGAUGCCAGGGAUGGCGCCGUUGAACCAGGGACAGCAGGAGAUGGUCGAGAGGUGGAGACAGAGUAUUAUGCAGUAA
Molecule: messenger RNA, 3273 nt
Organism: Drepanopeziza brunnea f. sp. 'multigermtubi' MB_m1
Lineage: Eukaryota; Fungi; Ascomycota; Leotiomycetes; Helotiales; Drepanopezizaceae
Source: RefSeq, a predicted model, not a curated record